UCCUCAUUGGUCUCUAUGUGGCAGAAGGCGGAGGGAGAGCCGCCGAGCCCAGGUCGCGCGAGAGCGGCGCCCCGUCCUCAGGGCGCAGGCGCGCAGGAGUUGGCAGGGACUCCGGCCGAGGGCGGGCCAGAAGUCGCGUCGUUCGGCUCUGGACAGCGUCGCCGAGUCGUCUGGGUUCAACCGCUGGGCGGCCGAAAGCUUUUGUCAGGGGCCUGGGCGAGAACGAGGCCCGCGAGGUUCCCGAUGGUGUCCAUGACUUUCAAGCGGAGCCGCAGCGACCGGUUCUACAGCACCCGGUGCUGCGGCUGUUGCCAUGUCCGCACCGGGACCAUCAUCCUGGGGACCUGGUACAUGGUGGUCAACCUAUUGAUGGCAAUUUUGCUGACUGUGGAGGUGACUCAUCCAAACUCCAUGCCAGCUGUCAACAUUCAGUAUGAAGUCAUUGGUAAUUACUACUCAUCUGAGAGAAUGGCUGAUAACGCCUGUGUUCUUUUUGCCGUCUCCGUCCUUAUGUUUAUAAUCAGUUCAAUGCUGGUGUAUGGAGCAAUAUCUUACCAAGUGGGCUGGCUGAUUCCCUUCUUCUGCUACCGGCUGUUUGACUUCGUUCUCAGUUGUCUGGUGGCCGUCAGCUCUCUCACUUACUUGCCGAGAAUCAAGGAAUAUCUGGAUCAGCUACCUGAUUUCCCCUACAAAGAUGACCUCCUGGCUCUGGACUCCAGCUGCCUGCUGUUCAUUGUUCUUGUGUUCUUUGUGGUCUUUAUCAUUUUUAAGGCUUACCUCAUCAACUGUGUUUGGAACUGCUACAAGUACAUCAACAACAGAAACGUGCCGGAGAUUGCCGUGUACCCUGCCUUUGAAGCGUCUCCACAGUAUGUUUUGCCGACCUAUGAAAUGGCCGUGAAGAUGCCUGAGAAAGAGCCGCCGCCUCCUUACCUGCCUGCCUAGGACGUUCUGCCUUGUCAAUAAACCCUAUACCAGCUUCUUGUCUUGUUCAUUUUACAGAAAGCUGCAACGCGGGGCUCUCAAGACUUGUUUGAUAUAAAGUGCACUGUCUUGUCUGAGCAUUUAUUUUCAAACACUAAGGAGCUUUUGGACAUUUAUUAAAACCUUUUGUUAAGUAUCACAUUUUAGAGACUCUUGGAAGACAAUCUAGGUUAAGCAAGAGCAAAGUGCCAUUGUUAGCCUUUAACUGGGGGAGGGAGGGGAAGGGUAGUCUCCAUAUUUUCUUUUUUAACUUUGCACUUUCUUUGUAUAAUGGUUUGUGUUUCAGAUGUUUGAUGCCCUGGAUAUUUUCAGGAGAGUGAAUACAGUGUUUAGAAUGGAUGAGUUGGAUGUAAGAUCUGCAGUUUCCAGCUCUAUGAAACAGGAAAUGUAAUAGCAUUUUGACUUGUCCAUGGAAGAUGGUGGUUGCAUGCUUCUAAUUUGUAUGUUUCCAUCUUUGUGAUAAGAUGCUUUAAUAAACCUCUCAAAUUUUA
Messenger RNA from Onychomys torridus (southern grasshopper mouse), 1475 nucleotides. It is a transcript of the gene Laptm4a, whose product is annotated as lysosomal protein transmembrane 4 alpha. Bases 16 to 945 code for a protein of 309 amino acids. Gene Ontology annotation, cellular component: lysosomal membrane. The transcript has 7 exons. Lineage: Eukaryota; Metazoa; Chordata; Mammalia; Rodentia; Cricetidae. The record is from RefSeq and is a predicted model, not a curated record.